Messenger RNA from Paramecium octaurelia, 1100 nucleotides. The record is from the annotation of a GenBank genome assembly. NCBI's taxonomy places the organism in Eukaryota, Ciliophora, Oligohymenophorea, Peniculida, Parameciidae.
CUAUGAAUAACCAUUAAUUAUAUCGUAAAGGGGAUUUAUUAAUCUUCAAACUUAAUCGGUAUCGCGUUUUAGAACUAUUUCCUUAAGGAACAUAAGGAACUGUAAUUAAAAUAUAGGAAGAGAACAAGGAGGAUUAAUUUGCUUUAAAAAUUAUAUAAGAAAUUACGGAAAAGGAACUUUAGAUAACAAAAUGGCUUUAAGAAAAUCAUCAUUAAAACAUAGUCAAUAUUAUAGACUUUCAAAUACAAUAAAAUAAAGCUUACAUUUUAAUGGAAUGUUGUGAAUACAAUUUAUAUUAAGAAUUAAAAAAAAAACCAUUGGAUCAAAAAGAAUUGCGAUAUUUCAUGAUUAGUAUUGCUAGAGGUUUAAAAUAUUUACAUUCUAAUUCAAUAAUACAUAGAGAUCUAAAACCUGAAAAUAUACUUAUUACCACUCUAACAGAAAAAAAAAAUAACAAAUAAUUACAAUAAAGAAUAUAUAAAAUAGCAGAUUUUGGAUUAUCUUUGUUGUAGUAGCUUGCUUAGACUAAAUAUAUUGGAACAUGCUAUUAUAUGGCUCCAGAACUAAUAAUUAAUCUUGAUUAGCCUUACGAUCACAAAGUAGAUGUAUGGUCUUUCGGAACCAUUGUGUAUGAAAUACUAACUGGAAAACCAUUAUUUUAAGGUUUGACAACGUAAUAAGUCUAUGAUCAGAUAAAAAAAUCAUGUGAUGUUGAGAAUUAAAAGGCAUUAAAUCAAAAACUGUAGAUUAUCAAAGAUGAGCAUUAUUUGGAUUUAGUAACCAAAAUGCUCAAAUAUGAUCCCAACGAGAGAUACAAUAUAGAUUAAGUGAUCAGUGAACUAUAGAAUAAAGAUUAAAAUGUAAUAAAAAAUCGAAGUGUCAGUUGUAAUGUUACAGAAGCUAAAGAUCAAAAAUAAUUUUAGUUUAAGCUUAGUAAUCAAGCUUUUUAUAGACCUGUCUAAUUGCCAUUUAAUAAUUCUGUAACCCUACAGCAAACAAUUAAUAGACCUAACCAUCAAUAAAUUGGAAGUACCUAUUUAUAACCCAAUAAUAAUGGUAAAUUUCGCAACUAUUAUAUAUGCAAUAUUUAAAAGAAAUGA